AUCAUUCUUUGAGUUUACAAAAACAAUGGCACAUUACAACCUUAAUCUGAUCUUUGUUACACUAAUUUCACUCAUCUUAGUAUCAACUAAUGGUGGGAAAUUUAUUGCCGAGGCACGUAAGCUUUUGGACGCUCCCGAGCUUCCAAAGCCUGAAAUCCCGGAGCUUCCAAAACCAACGCUUCCGGAGAUUCCAAAACCAAAACUACCCGAGCUCCCUAAGAUUCCCAAGCCUGAAGUUCCCGAGCUUCCAAAGCCCACACUUCCUGAGCUUCCAAAACCGAAACUCCCUGAGCUCCCUAAGAUUCCCAAGCCUGAAGUUCCAGAGCUUCCAAAACCCACUAUUCCUGAGAUUCCAAAACCCGAACUUCCCAAAGUCCCAAAACCAGAAGUCCCAAUACUUCCAAAGCCCGAAGUUCCAGAGAUUCAGAAACCUACCGUUCCUGAAAUCCCAAAACCAAAACUGCCUGAGGUUCCUAUGCCAGAGGUGCCCGUGAUUCCAAAACCUGGAGUUCCAGAGCUUCCAAAACCCAAACUUCCUGAAAUUCCGAAACCAGAGGUUCCAGUGAUACCAAAGCCAGAAGUUCCAGAGCUUCCAAAGCCCACAGUUCCUGAAAUCCCGAAACCCAAACUGCCCGAAAUUUCUAAACCAGAGGUCCCGGUGAUUCCAAAACCUGAAGUUCCAGAGCUUCCAAAGCCCACAGUUCCUGAAAUCCCGAAACCCAAACUGCCCGAAAUUCCUAAACCAGAGGUCCCGGUGAUUCCAAAACCUGAAGUUCCAGAGUUUCCAAAGCCCAUAGUUCCUGAAAUCCCGAAACCCAAACUGCCCGAGAUUCCUAAACCAGAGGUCCCAGUGAUUCCAAAACCUGAAAUUCCAGAGCUUCCAAAACCCAACCUUCCCGAGGUUCCAAAACCAGAGGUCCCUGUGAUUCCAAAGCCCACACUCCCAGAAUUACCAAAGGUGCCAGAGAUCCCUAAACCCGCAUUGCCCACCGCUCCAGAGUUACCUCAUCCUUAGAAAACUGCAUGUUGUUGCGACACCUUCAGAUAUAUCUACUUUAUUACUAAAAUUAUUACCUUGGUUUUCUUCAUUUAGUGUUUAUUAAGAGAUGCAUAUAGCUUUUAUUCUUGUGGUGUAUGAUUGUUCAUUAUGUACUUCAUUCUUCUAUAAU
Erigeron canadensis is the source of this 1169-nucleotide messenger RNA. Its product is annotated as protein PELPK1-like. The transcript has a single exon. Lineage: Eukaryota; Viridiplantae; Streptophyta; Magnoliopsida; Asterales; Asteraceae. Bases 26 to 1015 code for a protein of 329 amino acids. The record is from RefSeq and is a predicted model, not a curated record.